AUGGUUCUAGGUAUAUAUCUGAACUCUCCAAACUCAGAUCAAGAAUCACCAAUGAUAAUUGAAGACGAGAUAGACCUAUUGACCCUGUCCACGGCGCCAAAGACCAUAUGGAAAAGAUCACUGAAGAUCAGUGAACUCUCACCUGAAUCCGAAUUAUCCAUCCCGACGUUCCCUUAUCCCACCGAAGGAGAAUGCGGACAAUCCAGCUUGGGGUUACUCAACGUACCCUGCCUCGAAUCAAUAUCAAUGUCCCGUAUAACUUCAGCAGAAGGGGAGGAAGAUCCAUUUGGAUAUUCAGACAUCCUGUCUUCGUUCCCUUCCACCCGACGUCCUUCCAUUAGUGCUUUGAACAUAGACAUGGAUAUAGAGCAAUGUCCACCUUCACCUAUAUUACGUCCUACGAGCUGUCUACGAGAUUCUAUCGACUGUUUACGCCUCAAUGCAUAUCCACGGACUACAAUGGAUAUGGAUAUGGAGAUGGAAGAAGAUGAUGAUGAUCACUCGUCAGAAUCAUCUUUUGGUCAUUCCCCAUGUUUCCACCUCCGUUCCGAUCGUAUAUCCCAGUUCGAAUCACCAAUAUCAGAUGUAGGAUCAGAAUCAGGGUUGGAAGAAUUGAUCAUAACCCCUUUUUCAGAUAUCUUAAAUCUACCUCACUACCAUCACUACAUCCAAGACGGUUAUCCUUCACAACCCGAGGACGUAGGAGGGGAAGGAUAUUCUCAACCCAGGUUCGGAAGUAGUAAUUAUCCUACUAGUCCGGAUUGUAUAGGUCUAGGUAUCAACUUUGGUUCACCUUCACCUUCCACAACUCUUUCUGGUCCUCGACAGGAAAUCCAUUUAUCUAUGCCAAUGCCAGCUCCAGUAACGAUCAGGGGUAAAUCUAUCGAUUGGUCGACAUUCCGUAUAAACCUUCUUUCCAAUUCUGAUGACACCUCACGAUCGUCGGAUACAGAAGAAGGAACUAUAGAUAUAUACAUGUCGGAUAGAUCAGGGGGACUACAAAGUUCUCCUAUAUCUUAUUACAGUCCUCUAUGUCGGAAUUGA
This is a messenger RNA of Kwoniella botswanensis, 1044 nucleotides long. RefSeq lists its product as uncharacterized. The transcript has 2 exons. The record is from RefSeq and is a predicted model, not a curated record. The coding region runs from base 1 to 1044 and encodes 347 amino acids. Lineage: Eukaryota; Fungi; Basidiomycota; Tremellomycetes; Tremellales; Cryptococcaceae.